AUGGAACGUGGAGAAGCCUCAUCCAGGAGAAAGCGCACCAGGACUGCUGCCAGAAGAACUCCUGUCACCAACAUGUUGCUAGUAGAGGCACAUCAACAACGACUGGCAAAUAUCCAACAAUUUGCCUGGUAUCCUAUGCUGCGACUGGAUUUUGAAAUUUUAGCUACAUUUGGCUGGGAGCAAGAUGUUAGAAAGUUCAUCCACAACAUAGGAUGGGACUUUCUGCUCCAUGAGCCACCUACUCGGAUCCACCGCACUGCCACAAUGGAAUUUCUUGCCUCUGUCAACAUGAUGGAAAUGCCAUCCGCAACUCCCGGAGUGCCACCAACUCAAGUUGUCUCCUACUGGAUGGAGGGAGCCUACCGGACCACUGUUCUGGAUGACUUUAAUGUCAUAAUGGGUUUCUGCCAACGAGCAGAUACAAGAACACCAGAAUACCGGUCCGCAUAUCUGGAAAAACCUGCUGUUCUCACCACCACUAGCAUGUGGAAAGAGAUCACUGGAGCUCACAACUUGCCAACUCACUUGAAGGGGGCAUCCUUUUCUCCUCCGCUCCGCAUAUGCCAUAAACUGCUCGCCAGGACCCUACACAGCCGUAAGGAAAGCCAGGGGAAGGUAACGCUGGCUGACCUUUUCAUCGUCUACUAUAUGCACCAGGGGCAUAAGUGCAACCCAGGAUACGCAUUCCUGAAGGCCAUAAAGGAAUGCGGUACUCGGGGACCAGUAGGAGCUAUCAUGAUAGCUCCCCUCCUUACCCCUUUGGCUGAGUAUUGGGGAUGCACUGAUGGAGAAGAUCUCCCAGCUGAACUCCAACCAGAGCCGAUCAACGGAGGAGUGUUGACACACAUGAACAUCCUCAGCAGGCAAGGGACAAGGUUCAUCUUAAACCCUAUCAUCUUGAUUUCAUGGGAUAUGCACGACUUCGAUACGCCGCAAGACAUCCCUACUACCUCCGAAUCCCAGCAGCAGUCACGCGAUCCAGACUUCCCUGGCCUGUACCGACGCCUGGACGAGGAGCAUGCAUACAUGGAAGGAGAGUUCCAGUUCAUACGCCAGCAGUUUAGUCAGCUGACUGUUAGGCAAGAUAGGACGGACCGCCAGAUAGAGAGCUUGGUCCAGAAUCAGACGAGGUUCCAGCGCCGCCAACUCCACCGUUUCCCUUCACCAGUACCGUCCUCCCACUCCAGUCCAGAGGCAGAUGAUUAG
Sphenostylis stenocarpa is the source of this 1206-nucleotide messenger RNA. NCBI's taxonomy places the organism in Eukaryota, Viridiplantae, Streptophyta, Magnoliopsida, Fabales, Fabaceae. The record is from the annotation of a GenBank genome assembly.